This is a messenger RNA of Uranotaenia lowii, 1095 nucleotides long. Its product is annotated as epoxide hydrolase 1-like. The coding region runs from base 46 to 1065 and encodes 339 amino acids. Lineage: Eukaryota; Metazoa; Arthropoda; Insecta; Diptera; Culicidae. Gene Ontology annotation, molecular function: hydrolase activity. The record is from RefSeq and is a predicted model, not a curated record. The transcript is spliced from 5 exons.
CGUUGGGUUUAGUCUCGGUUGAAAUUUACUCUCGGGCGGUUGAUAAUGGCUUGUUUGCGGGCCACGUUGCAGCGGUUUAUCAGCCGUCUGCUUUGCGUCUACUACUCGGCUCAAAUUUUGUUCUACAUCGCGGUGCAGUUCUUCACCAAACCCCACUCGAAGUUCUGGGUCGUCAAGAAGCGUCCAUAUCCGCCGCAAAGCCUCCAGAAGCACGACUAUGGAACCAGCAAGUUCGUCAGCGUUAAUGGCAUCAAAUUGCACUACGUUGAGAACGGUGACCCUUCGAAGCCGUUGAUGCUGUUUGUGCACGGAUUCCCGGAGUUUUGGUUUUCGUGGCGCCACCAGUUGAAGGAAUUCUCCAAAGAUUACUGGGUCGUUGCGGUCGAUAUGCGAGGCUAUGGAGAUUCGGACAAACCUGAAGGUCUGGAAAACUACAAGGUGGACGACAUGGUCCAAGACAUCAAAGAAUUGGUUACAGCCUUAGGACGCAAAAAGUUCACCUUGAUUGCCCACGAUUGGGGCGCUGUCAUUGCCUGGGAAUUCCUGGCCCGGCACAUGGACAUGAUUGACCGGUACAUCUGCAUGGAUGCCCCGUCGCAGCGCGUCUUCCGGAAGCUCGUUAUGUCCAACAAGACCCAGUUCAAGAUGUCCUGGUACAUGUUCUUCUUCCAGAUGCCGAAGCUGCCGGAAUUCUUCUGCCGAAUGAACGAUUUGGCGAAUUUUGACCGGAUGUUCAAGCACCACUGCAAUUUGGACGAGAUCGAAGCGUUCAAGUACACUUUCGGAAAGAAAGGUGCUCUUACUCCUCCCAUUAACUAUUACCGAGCGAAUAUGGGUUCUGGUAGGAAAUUGGUUGAUCCGAAAAGCAUUGACACUCCUCACGCUCCCGGGCUGUACCUGUUGGGUGAAAACGACCAUUUCAUAUCCAAAGAAACGGGUCCUCUGCUGAUGAAAGAGUUUAAUAAUUUACAAUUUAAGAUCGUACCCGGAGUUGAUCACUUUUUGCAGCAGCACAAUCCAUCUCUAAUCAACAAGGAAAUGCGAACGUUCCUGGAGAGUAAAUAGAGUUAACGAAAGUUUAAAAUUUUAGAAUAA